AUGGCUCAUCUCUUUAAAGAGAAUAGUAGCUGUUAUUUCUGCUCUCAUUAUCUGGAAAAACCUGUGUACUUGACCUGUGGAUACACCUGCUGCUUCCGAUGCCUUGACUCACUAGAGAAAAGUCCUGAAGGAGACGGUAUACUGUGCUCCAUUUGUUCUGAUGUCACUUUGAAAGAAGAUAUCAUACAUGCUAAACAGUUAGGGAACCUGAUUACCAAGAUAAAAAACGUAGCAUCGGCGCUGAAUUUUAUUCUGACAAUGAACCCAGUUAUAAAGGUAUUUCAAGUAAACGUGACCUUAGAUGUGGACACAGCCCAAAACAACCUCAUUAUCUCUGAUGACCUGAUGAGUGUCUACUAUACGCCUCAGGAGCAAGACCGAAAGAAAUGUGCAGAAAGAUUCCAAACUUCUCCUUGAGUCCUGGGCUCUUCCCGGUUCACUUCCGGCCGCCAUUACUGGGAGGUAGUGGUGGGAACCAGCAAAGAGUGGUAUAUAGGCAUUUGCAAAGAGAUCAUUAAUCGAGAAGAGGCUAUUUAUUUGUCAGAAAAAAAUGGCUACUGGACCGUGGGCGUGAGAGAUAGGUCCAGCACUGAUCCCUUAACUCCGCUACUUGUGAACCCUCGGCUGCAUAGAGUGGGUACUUUCCUUGACCUGGUGAAGAAGAGUAUUUUUUUCUGGGACCUUGGCGAUGGCUCCCAUAUCUAUACAUUCCUUGAAAUUCCUGACACGGAUCCAUUUUGCCCAUUCUUUUCGCCAGCAAAUACCCAUCCAGAUGACGGAGAACAAGUCCUCAGUAUCUGUCCUGUGACAAAUCCAGCCAUUUUUGGACUUCCAGUUAACCCCGCAUAA
Molecule: messenger RNA, 849 nt
Organism: Grammomys surdaster
Lineage: Eukaryota; Metazoa; Chordata; Mammalia; Rodentia; Muridae
Product: ret finger protein-like 4A
Exons: 1
Molecular function (GO): protein binding
Source: RefSeq, a predicted model, not a curated record